Messenger RNA from Owenia fusiformis, 380 nucleotides. Lineage: Eukaryota; Metazoa; Annelida; Polychaeta; Sabellida; Oweniidae. The record is from the annotation of a GenBank genome assembly.
CAUAUCUCUGAUGCAUUCCAGCAGCUAGAGUCAAGAUCUACAGGAGCAGUUCAACCACUUGUAAGCUACAUGAAACAGACCUGGAUUACCAGCACCACAUGGAACCCAGAGGCAUGGAGUGUCUUCAACCAGCCUAUUCGUACCAACAACGACACUGAGGGCUGGCACAGACGCAUGAACGGGAAGGCAGGGCGUUCCAAUCUCCCCAUGUACAUGAUGAUCCCCUUACUUCACAGGGAAAGUAAGAUAAUCAGUAUCAACCGACGCUUGGUGAAGGAUGGAAAACUUCGUCGCUACCAACGAAAAGUCUACAAGGCCAGCCAGGGGAAGAUCAUGAAGUAUUGGGAGCAGUAUGAAGCAGAGAACAUCACCACUUCAAA